Molecule: messenger RNA, 7337 nt
Organism: Phycodurus eques (leafy seadragon)
Lineage: Eukaryota; Metazoa; Chordata; Actinopteri; Syngnathiformes; Syngnathidae
Product: G-protein coupled receptor 22
Exons: 5
Coding region: 3293-4981 (562 amino acids)
Biological process (GO): G protein-coupled receptor signaling pathway
Cellular component (GO): membrane
Molecular function (GO): G protein-coupled receptor activity; peptide binding
Source: RefSeq, a predicted model, not a curated record
UUGCCUGCUGAAUGUAAACCUGAAUGGCGGUUGCCAAAUACAGUGUUCAUCCCUGACAUAUGAAGGGUCGUAUGUAGUGUUUCCAGGUGGGUUUUGUCCUGGAAGUCCCGAGCAAAACCUGGCACUAUUGAAUCAACCAAUUACAUUCUACCAGCCUGCCAUUCUGUCAGCCAAUCACAUGCUACCAGCCAGAGUCAGUAACACCUCCCUUCCUCCCUUGUUGAUGAUGGAAACGGUGUCAGUGUUGGACGAAGAUAACAGCAGGACACUACAACAUGAUCCAGUGUUAAGACAACAGUGAGAUCUGGGUGGCGGCAAGAUGAACGACUGGUUAGCACAUCUGCCUCACAGUUCUAAGGACCCAGGUUCAAAUCCCACCACGAAUGUGUGGAGUUUGCAUGUUCUCCCUGUGCCUGCGUGGGUUUUCUCCGGGUACUCCAGCUCCCUCCCACAUCCCAAAAACAUGCAGGGCAGGUAAAUUGAAGACUCUAAAUUGUCCGUAGGUAUGAAUGUGAGUGCGAAUGGUUGUUUGUUUAUAUGUGGCCUGCAGUUGGUUGACAAACAGUUCAGGGUGUACCCCGCCUCCUGCCUGCGGUAAACUGGGAUAGGCUCCAGCAUACACGCGACCCGAGUGAGGAUAAGCGGUAUAGAAAAUGGACGUAAUGUGAGCAUUUCCUGACAUGCUCUCUGUGGAUUACAAAGUCUUGCAUCACUUUGGCCAAUCUUCAAAGCCUGAACCUCUCGACUGUGAAGUGUGACGUUGAAUGACCCUAACUGAACUAUAUGCUCGCCUUGAUUUGACCUGUCACAGUUGAUCUCAAACUGUUAAUUAUUAAUCCUUUCCAAUUUUCCCUGUGGGCUGCAUUUGGGUCCUAAGUCACACUCGCUCCCUGUCAGUAAUAGGUGGAAAUUAGUUAGCACACAAACUUACCCUUGUGACUGACAUGCUUCCUUCUGCAAUGACACAUUAUAGCUAUCAAUUUAAAAAAAAAAAAAAAAAAAAACAUACAAACUUUCAAUCUUGAGGUGACAUAAUGCUGCAAGGAGUCAGGAAGAGAUGGAAGUUAUAUGGCACUUCUCAGAAAGUUGAAGUGUCCAAGGCAGUUAAUAGAUCUGCUCUCAUCUAUUUUACACACUUUAGAGAGGUUAAUAACUUGGACCACACGGGCACUGACCAUUAGUAUCAAUUUGUGAAAAAAUAAAUAAUAAAUUAACCCUGUAGCAGGGAUCACCAACAUGGUGGUGAGUAGCCCAUGGGCCUGUUAAAAAAUAGCUAAUGGGACAUUAUCAUUUCCUAGGAAUGUUAUAGAUCAUUUGAAAAUGUAAACACUUGCAGUUUUAUAUAAACAAAGUGUUGCAUAUGGAUAUUUAUCUGUUUCCUACCUUGCUAGAUCAUUGGUAAUAAUAAUUCAACAUGGUCAGUGUCUUCACAUCAAUAUGAUGAAUACUAUUACUUAUUCAUAAUAAAAUAUAAUUAAAGAUAAUUUGAGCACACCCUGACACCCUGGCCUGGGGGCCAGAUCUGGCCCGCUGUAUCAUAACCCUAACCGGCAACAGCAAAUCAUAUUUGUCAACUUCCAUGAUUAUUGAGUACUGUAAAUCUAUACCAAAAUUUCCAAUUUUCAUAUUAAAUGAACAAUAAUCUUGAGAUUUUGCAUUUUAAGCAUUUUUCUGUUACCAAACCCCUUUUUACAGUAACUUGAACAAUAGUUGAACAAACUAUUAUCUAUGACUUCUGAUUUCAAAUCUAGUUAUCCAUCAAUUCGUUGUGUAUAUGUAAUAUUAUGAGGACCCGAUUAAACAUUUAUAUGGCUUUAAAGUCAUAACAAACGUCUGAGGAAAACCACGCUUCUAGCAGUAAGUCGUCAUAACUUAAUUAUUAAAAGUAAUGUGUGUUGUAAUGUUUUGACACAUCAAUAGCACUGCUUUGUGGUUUCAAACUUCUUUUCACCCUUGUGUCACAAUUACAAAUGUUACAACAGGAUGUGUGAGGUCCAUCUACAACAUUGGGCCCUCCUGUUCGUCAUUCACAUGAAAUGUUGCACAUGCACAAGAAUAUUUAAUAACUGUAGGAUAAUCAAGCUGUGUUUAUUAUUCCCUGAUGAUAGAAAAGAUCAAUUCCAUCAGGCUUUUCUCCUUAGGAGGUGUGGAGCAUUGAACUGCUGCUGACAUCAGCUCUUAAUGGAUCCCACCAGAUGCAGGUGUUCUCACCUUACAUUUAACCCCAUCCCCUUAUCCGCCUUCCCCCUCCCCUCCACGUCUCCUGUCGGUCCGAUAACAAGUGUGUGCAUAUCACUAGCGGGGGACAGGGGUCUUGCAUUUAUGGCGUGACCAAGGUCACCGUUUAAACAGAGUGUGACCUUGCUCAUAGCUUAUUGUGACAAACAGGCAGCUCACAGCAGAGAAGGAUGCUCCCAUCACUGCUACUGUGGGAUCCCACAUCCCUCUCAGAAAUAUGGCUUUGCUACACUUUGAGCUGCUUGGCAUCCUCCUCCACGUCAACGUUCUCCAUCCACACUUUUUCUUUGCAUGUGAAUGUGUGUGGGGGGUGUGUAGUGUCCACAAGAUAGGGAAAUUUGCUUGAAUUGCGAGUGUUCACCCUUGAGGAAUCUCAGGUCGUCCUUGCGAAAAGCAUUCCUGCGUCUCUCCACGUCUCGUGCGCACAAUCCUGUCCCUCAUCACUGCACUCCUGCAUCCCUGACUCCUCCCCUUUCCAACAAACACACUCCAUCCUUCCUCCCUCCCUGCUUCCCUCCCUCCCUCUCUUCAUCCUUCUGCAGAUCAACGUAUCAGAGAGACUGCAUGGAGCAGAUGCGUUCGGCCAGUCCGUGUGUGGGAUGUGGUGGGAAGUGUGCUGUGGUGCAGUGGAUAAGUGGAGUGGAGAGGAGAGCGUGGAAUUUAAACACAGAGACGGCGAGGUGCUCCCUGUGUGCUGCAGUGGAAGUCCCCCCCCCAACACCUCCUUCAAACCUGCACCUCCUCCCUAUGUAAUAUUUAUGACAAAAGGGAGGUGAAAUAUUCCAGUCACGUUUUGGGGAUGUCAGUCGGCUGUCCUGAGGAGCGCUAGAGUGGAACCCGGUCCAGUAGCAGAGACGGACCCCUGCAAUAGGAUGUAAACGGAGUUCCCAUUCUUCACAUUGUAAACUGAAGCAGGAGCAGAACAAGAUUGGAUCCGAGUGAUGCAGGAAAGUGAAGGAGGGGAAGAAGACCACCCUGACCAUCAUCUUCAUCAAUGACGAUGAUUUGGCGUGGUAGCUGCUGUUGCUAUGUGUAAACGAGUGCCUUGGCACCAAUGGAGACCGAAGGCUAUCGUGACCUCCUGGAGACCAGCGACGGUCGGGGGGUAGGCCUCCUGGAUGGACAAGGUGGGGGUGGGGUGGAGGAGGACUGGAGCGCCCCCUACCCUCUUGGCUUCCAGGUGUCUUUGACCACAGUGCUGAUCCUAGAGCUGGUACUGGGCUUCAGCAGCAACUUGACUGUACUCGUGCUGUACUGCGCCCAGUCCAACCUGGUGGAUUCAGUCAGUAACCUGGUCACUGUCAACCUCCAUGUUCUGGACAUACUGGUGUGUGUGCUGUGUCUGCCGCUGACGGUGGCUGUCAUCCUCCUCCCGGCCAAUGGAAGCGGCGUCGGGAGCCUGGCCACAUUGUGCUGCUUUCACGAAGCCUGCGUCACGUUCACCAGUGUGGCCACUGCUGUUAACGUCCUGGUGAUCAGUUUGGACCGCUACGACAUCUCUGUGCGUCCAGCCAGUCGCCUCCUGAACCCUCGCCGUGCUGGACUGCUGCUGGUGGCAGUGUGGGCCGUCUCUCUGGCUGUCUUCUUCCUUCCUUUCCUUGAGGGUGACUUCUUCUCCUCAAUGGCUGAAGACAAUGAGGAUGUGGAGCAAGGAGGCCUGAACAAUGACUUGGAGUCCACUACUGGACCCGCAACACUGUUUUCUUCUCUUGCACCUUCUGUUUUACCUUCGACCCACCCCUCCUCCCCCUCACACAACCUUUCUCCAGAAUGGCAGAACAGAACACUGCUAUGCAUCGGGGGGCAAGGCUACUACACAGGAAUGGCUAUGUAUUACCACUUGUUACUACAAGUGCCCUGCUUCUUCAUUGCUGUGGUUGUCAUGCUGUUCACCUACUCCCAGAUCCUACAGGCCCUCAACAUUCGAAUAGGAUCCCACAUGAUGAGGAGUAACCGUACAAAGGACUCGUCCUGCAGGAUACGCUGCAGGAGGACGAAGAAGAAGGACCUCACCUUGCCAACAGAGGUGGUAUCCUCCAAUCAGAACCAGAAUCUCUCUCAUCCACCCCUUAUUCCCUCUCCCACCCCAACGCCGACAUCCCCACCACCACUGUCCUCCAUGCCCCAGGGGAUAUCUGACAGUGGUGCUACAGUCACUACUGUUAGUACGGCUGCCACCACCCCCAUUGCCACCACACCUGCCACCCCUGCUUCUCCAACUCCAGCGUCAGGAUCCAUGCAGACCCACGCCACCUCCCCACUACCGGCUUCCUCCAUGGGUGUACAGGCCUCGGUUUCUGCAAUCAUCGCCUUGAGACGGGCCGUGCGUAGACAUAGGGACCGCCGGGAACGUCAACGUCGUGUCCUUAAAAUGUCUCUAAUAAUUAUUUCCACCUUCUUGGGCUGCUGGGCUCCCUUGUCCGCGGUCAACAUUCUGAUCCUGUGCAUGGGCCCCAGCGACGGUUUGGUGCGGAUCCGUCUUUGCUUCUUGGCGAUGGCUUAUGGAACAACAAUCUUUCAUCCUCUGCUCUAUGCUUUCACAAGGCAGAAGCUGCGCCGGGCCCUGAAAACACGAGUCAAGAAAAGGGUUGUGUCCCUCCUGCAGGUGGACCCAGCUCCCAUUGGGGGGACAGUUAUUCAUAACUCCUGGGUGGAAGGGGGAGGCCAGAGGAAGAGUCGCAAGCCCCGAGUGGAGGCCAGCGAUGGCACUGAUCGAUGUCUCACUGAGGCAGUGAGGGAAUAAGGGUGGUCUUCAGUGUGCGCGCAUGUGUCAAGUGUUGGGAAUUUGAAGUAUUGUAUGCUAUCAUCUGCUGAUGGAUGGUGUGCAUAUCCUUGCAUGUGUGUGAGAAGCCAUUAGUUUACAAAGGACAGAUCCCAGGACCUCUGGUUCCGGACAGAUGAGGAGCCCAGAGUCAUUGGGUCUAAACAAGAGCCGACCUUUCUGCACUCCUAAUGUAAUCUAGUUGACCACUUUUAACUGUCUCCAUGACAGCAUACAGUCCCCUCCAAAAUUAUUGGAGCAACAAGUUCAAUUCCUGUUUUGGUUGUGUUCUGAAGACAUUUGGGUUUCAGAUCAAAAGAUGAAUAUGAGACAAAGGUUCUUGAAUUCCAGGUUUUUAUUUCAUGGUAUUUACAUUUAGAUGUGUUAAACAACUCAGGACAGAGCACCUUUUCUUUGAAGCCACCCACUUUUGACUUCGAGAGAAGAAAUAUACAGCCCAUACCACAAGAUUCAAACCACUCAUAAGCAAAAAGAAUCUGAAGAUCAUGAUUAUUUUGCAAAGUACAGAGUCGAGCCACAAAGGUUUUGGAACACAGUUUUAUGGACCGAUGAAACCAAGAUUAACCUCUUCCAAAGUGAUGGAAAGGCCAUAAUAUGGAGAAAGAACAAAUCAUCUUUUGAUCUGAAACCCACGUCUUCAGUAUACAACAAAACAAAGGAAUUGACCUUCCCAUUCCAAUAAUUUUAGAGGGGACAGAACACAUUAUGGUGAAGCCACACCUGAAAAUAUCCUACAAUAGAGCAUAAGGCUUGGAUGAAAUCAGUUGAAAACAAUGCUCCUCCAAGCAUGUGCAUAGACAGAACCACAACACAUUCACACACACACAUACACCGCACACUGGUCUGCGCUUAGUCAUUAAAAAGCACACAAACAUCUAUACUGUAAUAUCUACCUGCACAUGUAUUCUCAGUGAGAACACUUUUUGUGGUCUCUUUUUUUCUCCCUAUUCUUUUCAUGCCUUAAUUGAGUUCAUGGAUUAUAUGUGUGGUGCUGAAUGUCUGUUAUAUGUUUACAGAGUAGGAGUGAGACUUUGCACGUUAGUGCAACAAUAUGGUCAGUAAAUGCUAAUAUUUAGAAGUUUACAUUGUGAAAUAACCAGCAAACUGGUUUAAAAAAAUGAAAAAGAUGGGAUUUAAUUUUUUUUUUUAAUACAGCAGAGCAGAAUUAACAUAUAAGGCAUGACGUUUUCAAAGAACCAUAGAGGAUAUGAUCCAGUAUGAGAGAUAGUCUUGUGUUUGCGUGUGUUCUGCAGUGAGCAAAGCAUUGACCCCCUAAGAUGUGAACAAAAAGAAUGUGAACACACAAUUGUUGGUUUUCUAUUUACUGCAGAUAACAGUGAAGCAAUGAGACUUAAAAGCGGGGGGAUGGCUUAGGAUGACUUUAAUUAUGUGGCUAGCUAAUUAUGUUGUAACUAUGUGUGUAUGCCAGGCCACUGUACUCCCACUGUAUCACUUCAGCUUUUCAGUGGAAAUCAAAGGGCAAUAUUUUGUUAACAGUCCGUCUAAAAUGUCUUUGUAGUCACAGCAGGUAAACUAGUACGUGUAGUUUAAAGCAGAGAACUGCUGACAUGUAAGAAAAUCACAUACUGUUUCAUUUUAAGCUCAUGUUUUGGACUGAACUUUGAGGCAGAUCAGCCUCUGCCAUGUUCAGCACUGAGUCCUUCACAUAUACACUGUACCUGUGUUUCUCUAUUUCCUCAGGGCUCACAUUUACAAAUGUGCUGGACAUGAAAUAACAAAACCAGCCCUCAAUCAGCUCUUCUAUUGUGUGUGUUACCGUAAGUUAAGAUUUAUGUCACUCCAUAGGUAGAGAACACAUCACACUUUGUACAAACUCGGGUCUUGGAAACCACCUUGGGCUUUGGGCUAUCUUCUCCAUCAUCCUCUCACCACUUUUACACUAGUGAACCAAACAGAAGUCAAGAAUUCUUGUGUGUUCAUGUACAUUUUUCAGGGAUGUAAAUAUUGAAGUGUCAGAUUUGGGUUUUAGUCAAAUAUUUUUUUCUUCUUCUCAUUUUUAGUCACAAUCAUCUGCCGGACAGAAAGAGAGCCAUUGUGAUGAAGUGAGCUACGGUAAAGAGCUACAUGUAAUCGUAUUUGUGUUAAUACUCUGUAUGUGUAAACAUAAUUGUAUAUUUAUGAAAUUGUGUAUAGAGAAAUAUUAGAAUUGUAUACAAAUUUAUAUUACUGUGUUAUUGUAUAGAACAGAAUCUGUAUUAAAAUGUAAUCUACAAGUUGAUCCAUCUCGCCUUUGUAUUUGUGUCACAUUGAAUUGUAAAACUGUAACGUUGAACACAAUCCUUCCAGGACUCUGGUC